AUGGCCACCGCUACCACCGCAGCUACGGCUCAACAGCCCACUGUUUUCCCCCAUAGCCAUGUCGGUUUUGACAGCAUUACCUCGCAAAUCGAGCGCAAGCUGUUGAAGCGUGGCUUCCAGUUCAAUGUCAUGUGUGUCGGCCAAACUGGUCUCGGAAAAUCGACUCUGAUCAACACUAUCUUCGCAUCCCACCUGAUUGACUCCAAGGGCCGUCUCACCCCCAAUGAACCCGUUCGCUCCACCACCGAGAUCAAGACAGAGUCGCACAUUAUUGAGGAGAACGGCGUGCGUCUUCGCUUGAACAUUGUCGACACACCUGGUUACGGUGACCAGGUCAACAACGAUCGAUGCUGGGACCCCAUUGUCAAGUACAUUAAGGAUCAACACUCGGCAUACCUGCGCAAGGAACUCACCGCUCAGCGUGAGCGUUACAUCCAAGAUACUCGUGUUCACUGCUGCUUGUUCUUCAUCCAGCCCUCCGGCCAUGCCCUCAAGCCCAUCGAUAUCGUUGUUCUGAAGAAGCUGUCCGAUGUCGUCAACGUUGUUCCCGUUAUUGCCAAGUCCGACUCCCUCACCCUCGAAGAGCGUCAGGCCUUCAAGGAGCGCAUCAAGGAGGAGUUCGCCUUCCACAACCUGAAGAUGUACCCUUACGAUAAUGACGAGCUCGAUGAUGAGGAGCGUGCUAUCAACGCUCAGAUCAAGGACAUCAUUCCUUUCUCGGUUGUUGGCAGUGAGAAGACCAUUGUUGUCAACGGCAAGCAGGUUCGCGGCCGCCAGAACCGCUGGGGUGUCAUUAACGUCGAGGACGAGAACCACUGUGAAUUUGUCUACCUGCGCAACUUCCUGACCCGCACCCACCUUCAGGAUCUGGUCGAGACUACCAGCCAGAUCCACUACGAGACCUUCCGUGCCAAGCAGCUGCUUGCCCUGAAGGAAAGCAGCGCUGCCGGUGGUGGCCACACCGGUGGAAACCGGCCUAUCAGCCCCUCCGCUGACCGAGAGCUGAGCCGCAACUCGCAGCGCACAGGCAUGAACGGAUACUAA
This is a messenger RNA of Penicillium roqueforti, 1044 nucleotides long. RefSeq names its product septin aspD (gene aspD). Lineage: Eukaryota; Fungi; Ascomycota; Eurotiomycetes; Eurotiales; Aspergillaceae. Gene Ontology annotation, molecular function: molecular adaptor activity; GTPase activity; GTP binding. The record is from RefSeq and is a predicted model, not a curated record. Gene Ontology annotation, biological process: cytoskeleton-dependent cytokinesis. The transcript is spliced from 6 exons. The coding region runs from base 1 to 1044 and encodes 347 amino acids. Gene Ontology annotation, cellular component: microtubule cytoskeleton; septin complex; cell division site.